UCAGACUACAACAACGAGAAGACGGAUACUAUGGAUAUUUUCUUUUUAGAAGGGGCCCGUGUCUGGCUACGGGACAAAGAGCAGCUGCUCCCCUCUACAGUCAGCUCCUGUGAUGAUUCAUCUUUGGUCCUUACCACUGACUAUGGCAAGGUAAUGUACCUCCAGAGGGCCCAGCUGAGCAGGGAGAUGGUGUACGCCAUGCACCCCAGCAGUGUCCAGGGAGUGGAGGACAUGUCCACCCUGACUGAGCUGCACGAAGCCGCCAUCAUGCAUAACCUCUACCUCCGCUACCAGAAGGACAGCAUCUAUACAAACAUUGGCUCCAUUCUAGCUGCUGUAAAUCCCUACAAGCAGAUCCAAGGCCUGUACGACAGUGCCUCCGUUGACUUGUACAGUAAACACCAGUUGGGGGAGCUGCCUCCUCACAUCUUCGCCAUAGCCAACGAGUGCUACCGCUGUCUGUGGAAGAGGCAUGACAGCCAGUGUGUCCUCAUCAGUGGCGAAAGUGGUGCAGGAAAGACCGAAAGCACCAAACUGCUCCUUAAGUUCCUCUCAGUGAUGAGUCAAUAUUCACUUGGGACUCCACCGUCAGAGAGCACCACACGAGUAGAGCAAGCACUGGUGCAGAGCAGUCCCAUCAUGGAGGCCUUUGGAAACGCAAAGACUGUGUAUAACAAUAACUCUAGUCGCUUUGGGAAGUUCAUCCAACUCAACUUCUCCCAGAAUGGAAACAUCCAGGGCGGUUGCAUCAUUGACUAUUUGCUGGAAAAGAACCGAGUAGUACGGCAGAAUCCUGGGGAGAGAAACUACCACAUCUUCUAUGCUCUCUUAGCUGGGGCUGACAGAGACCACAGAGAUAUGUACCUCCUUUCUGAUGGUGCUGAGGCCUAUCAUUACUUGAGUCAGUCAGGCUGUGUGCAGGACAGCAGUCUGGAUGACAAACAACUCUUUGACAGUGUUAUGGAAGCCCUCAAAGUGAUGGAGUUUACAGAGGAAGAGAUCAGGGAUGUGUUCAAGUUGCUUUCUGCUGUUCUUCAAAUGGGAAAUAUAGAGUUUAUGACCGCUGGAGGUGCUCAGAUCACAACCAAUGCAGUGGUGAACAAUGUGAGUGAGCUGCUUGGCUUGGACUCCUUCCAGCUGUCGGAGGUGUUGACCCAGCGCUCCAUGAUUCUCAGAGGAGAGGAGAUCUGCUCACCACUCACUGUAGAGCAGGCUGUAGACUCCCGGGAUUCGGUUGCCAUGGCACUUUAUUCUCAGUGUUUCUCCUGGAUCAUAAUGCGGAUCAACCAAAAGAUAAAAGGAAAAGAAAACUUCAAGUCCAUUGGCAUCCUGGAUAUUUUUGGGUUUGAGAAUUUUGAGGUUAACAGGUUUGAACAGUUUAAUAUCAACUACGCCAAUGAGAAACUUCAGGAGUAUUUCAAUAAGCACAUUUUCUCCCUGGAGCAGCUGGAGUACAACAGGGAGGGCAUUCAGUGGGAGGCCAUAGACUGGAUGGACAAUGCAGAGUGUCUGGAUCUCAUCGAGAAGAAACUGGGCAUGUUGGCACUUAUUAAUGAGGAGAGCCGCUUCCCCAAAGGCACUGACUACACCCUUCUGGAGAAACUACACAGCCGACACGCAGCAAACCAUUACUAUGUGAAACCUCGUGUGACCGACCACCAGUUUGGCAUAAAGCACUACGCUGGAGAGGUGCUUUAUGAUGUGCGAGGGAUACUGGAGAAGAACAGAGACACUUUCCGGGAUGACAUCUUGUUUAUUCUUAAAGACAGCCGACUCGACUUCAUCUAUGACCUUUUUGAGCGUGUGGGGAGCAGAAACGGUGACGAAACUCUGAAGAUGGGAACAGCGCGGCGCAAGCCCACCGUCAGCUCCCAGUUCAGGGAUUCCCUCCAUUCACUGAUGGCUACACUAAGUGCUUCCAAUCCCUUCUUUGUGCGCUGCAUCAAACCUAACAUGGACAAGAAACCCAAUCAGUUUGACCCAGACGUGGUGCUAAACCAGCUGAGGUACUCUGGGAUGCUGGAGACGGUGAAGAUACGGAGGGCUGGGUUCCCUGUGAGGAGGACUUUUACGGACUUCAGCAGCCGGUACAAGAUGAUUCUGAAGAAUAAAGCCGUCCCCAGUGAUGAGAGGCAGUGCUGUUUAGAGAUUCUCAGCCUGCAUGAUCCAACCAAGAAGGAGUUUCAGCUUGGGAAGUCUAAGGUUUUUCUGAAAGAGGUCCUGGAGCAGACAUUGGAGAAGGAGAGGGAGGAGGUGCGGCGCGGGGCUGGUAUGGUGAUCCGUGCCCACAUCCUCAGCUAUGUGGCAAGGAAACAUUAUAACAAGGUCCGGUCCAGCGUCGUCACCAUCCAGAAGAACUACCGUGCCCACUUUUGGAGACGCCUCUUCCUGCGCAUUCGAACUGCCGCCAUUAUCCUCCAGAAGCACCACAGGGGUCAAAGGGCACGCUCGCUCUACCAACAGCUCAGGGAGGAGAAGAGGAGGAGAGAGGAAGAAGAGCGGAGGAGACGGGAGGAGGAGGAGGAGGAGAGAAGAAGGAUGGAGAAGGAGAGGCAGAGGAGAGAAGAGGAGGAGAGGAGGAUAAGGGAGGAGGAGGAGAAACAGAGGGAGAAAGAGGAGGAGGAGAAGAGGCAGGAGGAACUAAGACUGAUGGAGGAGGAAGAGAAAACAGACGAGAGGAACUCAGUGAUGGUGAACGGUGCCUGCGAAAAGAAGGGGCUGUCCCAGACCCUGUCCCACUGCGACACCACAGAAGAGGAGAGCAGACAGAUGGAAGAGAUCCUACGACUGGAACGCGAGAUCGAACGUCUCCAGAAACAACAAGAAGACGGCGUGUCCCUGGUUGGUGACAUGUCCCACGAGGAACUCCGGCAAAUCAGGGACGCAGAGAUCUACCGCCUGGAGAAAGAAGCAUCACGAGUGGCCACAGAAUUCCUGGACUUGUUAGACUUUGGAGGUUUGGAGCCCUCUUUGUCCAGCGAAGAAAACCUUCACGACCCGACGGAAUCCACCGCUCCUCUGGCCGAAGAAGAGGUGGAUGAGGGGUUCCACGCUGAAGAUGAGUGCGUAGCGUUGCCAGAUUUUCCUUCACCAGUGUCAGUUCCUCUGGACAAGGAAGUGUUCCAGAGUAUCCCGCCUCCUCCUCCAGAUUUUGCAGAAGGACCGCUAGCUACUCCCUCCUCCGCACAGGACAAGCCAGUCACUUCUAACGGUCUUAGUCACGUUCCUAAACUUUCCACUACCCACGCUCCAGCUCCUCUUCCUGCGCUGACUAACGGACAUAGGGAAGAGAGGGACAGCCGGGGGUCAAAGCUGAAUGAGCCGGUGAAUGGUCAAGUUUCCCAGAGCACCCUUCCUGACCCGGAGUCGGACUACGAUCAGGAAGAGUUUGAAGAGGCUCAUGGGAGUUCUGGAGCGAGCAUUAAUGAUGGACAUAUCACAGACGAGGAGGUGCUGAGGAAGUCCUCCGGGACCCAAAACAGUCUGGACUCGUUCAGGGGCAGCUCUGACUCGUUCAUCGACAGUGAUGAUGAGAAUGAUGCCUAUGUGGACACAGAUGAAGAGGUUUCCAAUGGCAGAGUCAACCUCCUGAACGGAUCUGGGCCUCCGUACUUCCACGGCUACCUCUACAUGAAGAGCGGUCUGAUGAUUCCCUGGCGUCGCCGCUGGUGCGUGCUAAAAGACGACACCUUCAUGUGGUUCCGGGCCAAACAGGACUCUCUCAAAUCGGGAUGGCUCUACAAGAAGGGAGGGGGCAUGUCCACCCUGUCCCGACGAAACUGGAAAAUGCGCUGGUUCGUCCUCCGCGAGAACAAGCUCAUGUACUUCGAGAAUGACAGCGAGGAGAAGCAGAAAGGGACCAUCGACAUCCGAGCCGCCAAGGAAAUUGUGGACAAUCACGAGAAGGAAAAUGCACUGAAUAUUGUGACAGAGGAGAGGACGUACCACAUCUAUGCAGAGUCUCCAGAAGAUGCAAGCGGUUGGUUCAAUGUGCUGAGUCGUGUGCACAGCGCCAGCCCAGACCAGCUCCUAGAGAUGCAUCACGAACAAGCCAAUCCAAAGAACGCAGUGGGCACCUUAGACGUGGGCUUGAUUGACUCGGUCUGUGCGUCUGACAACCCUGACAGACCCAAUUCCUUCGUGAUCAUCACUGCAAACCGUGUCAUCCACUGCAACACGGACACGCCAGAGGAGAUGCACCACUGGAUCGGCCUGCUGCAGAAGUCCAAGGGAGAUGCCAAGAGCGAUGGCCAGGAGUUUCUGGUCAGAGGCUGGCUUCACAAAGAGAUGAAGUCCGGAGCCAAAAGCACCUCCCUGAAGUUGAAGAAGCGCUGGUUCGUCCUCACCACAAACUCAUUGGAUUAUUACAAGUCCUCAGAGCGUAAUGCCACCAAACUGGGCACUCUGGUCCUCAACAGCCUCUGCUCUGUGGUGCAGCCAGACGAGAAGGUCUUCAAAGACACAGGUUACUGGAAUAUCAUUGUCCAUGGACGAAAGCACUCUUAUCGCCUUUACACCAAAAUGCUAAAUGAAGCCAUGCGAUGGGCUAAUGCCAUCCAGGGAGCCAUAGACAGCAAGGUUCCCAUAGAAACGCCAACCCAACAACUCAUCAGGGAUAUCAAGGAGAGUAGCUUGAAUGUAGAGGCUGUGGAGCAGACCUACUGGAGGAAUCCCAUCCUCAGAUAUACCCAGCAUCCUUUGCACUCACCUCUUCUACCUCUGCCAUACGGAGAUGUCAGCGUCCACUUGCAAAAGGAAAAGGGCUACACCAGCCUGCAAGACGAAGCUGUCAAGAUCUUCAACUCUCUUCAGGAGAUGGAGGCGGUGUCCGACCCGGUGCCCAUCAUCCAGGGCAUCCUGCAGACCUGCCAGGACCUGCGAGCGCUACGGGACGAGGUCUACUGUCAGCUGAUCAAACAGACCAAUCACGUGCCUCAUCCCAACAGCCCGGCCAAUCGCGCGCACUGGCACCUCCUCACCUGCAUGAGCUGCACCUUCCUGCCCAGCCGUGGCAUCCUGCGCUACCUCAGGUUCCACCUCAAAAGGAUUAAGGAGCUCUUCCCUGGUACAGAGAUCGAACAGUAUGCCCACUUCAUCAGCGAAUCCCUGAAGAGGACCAAAUCUCGAGAGUUUGUGCCCUCCCAAGAAGAAAUCAUCGCCCUGCUGACCAGACAGGAAAUGACCACUACGGUUUACUGUCACGGGGGAGGCUCCUGCAAGAUCUCCAUCAACUCCCACACCACCGCUGGAGAGGUGGUGGAAAAGCUAAUUCGUGGGUUAGCUAUGGAAGACAGCCGGAACAUGUUUGCGUUAUUUGAACACAACAACUCCAUUGACAAAGCGGUGGAGAGCAGAGUACUUGUAGCAGAUGUUUUGGCAAAAUUUGAGAGACUGGCGGUCAGUGAGGAAGAGAAUGACGGCCAAUGGAAACUGUACUUUAAGCUCUACUGCUUCCUGGAUGUGGAGAGUAUGCCCAAAGAAGGAGUGGAGUUUGCGUUCAUGUUUGAGCAGGCUCACGAGAGUCUAACCCGCGGUCACUUCCCUGCCCGUGAGGAGACCCUGCACCACCUGGCCGCCCUACGUCUGCAGUUCCUUUACGGAGACAAGGGCAAAGCCUCCUGGAGCCUGGACAGCGUGUACCCCGUGGGCCGCCUCCGGAACCGCAUCGUACAGUUCACCAAAGGCGGAGGGAGCUCAGGCACGGGACAGACCCUGGAGAGGAGGAGGACCAGCUUCUUGGACGGGACGCUGCGGAGGGGGCUGAAGACGGGCUCCAUGAAGAAGCAGAAGCUGGAGGAGGAGCAGAUGUUGGAGAUGUGGAUCAAAGAGGAGAUGUCAUCCACGCGGGCCAGUAUCACAGACAAGUGGGCCAGGCUGAGCGGGCUGGACCAGCACCAGGCCAUGCUCAAAUACAUGACUGUGAUCAAGGAGUGGACCGGGUACGGGUCCACGCUGUUCGAUGUGGAGUGUAAAGAGGGGGGCUUCCCACACGAUCUGUGGCUGAGUGUGAGCGCAGAGAACGUGUCCGUGUACAAAAGAGGAGAGCCCAAACCUCUGGAGACGUUUCCUUACGAACACAUCAUCUUCUUUGGAGCGCCACAGCCCUGCACCUACAAGAUCACUGUGGACGAAAGGGAGAUGUACUUCGAAACUCCUCAGGUCGGGGAGAUCACAAAGAUCAUGAAAGCUUACAUAAACAUGAUUGUGAAAAAGCGCUGCAGCGUCAAAUCCGUCUCCAGUUACGGCACCAACUGGAUCAGGUGAUGGACAGGUUGUCAAGGCUCGACGUAGCAUCAGUAUCAGACGACUGCCCUCUAGAGACGAGCGGGCAGAAGACACAGAGAAACAACACGAUAAUACAUACCUUUGGACAAGAGCUUAGACUAAAUUAUAACACGGAAUAUUCUAUACUGCUAAUGUGAAAGCAAGAAUGUCCUAUCUGAAUUAUUGUAUGUUUUUUCUGUGUUCAUACCUUGUACUGGUUACACUGGCUCUCAACAAGAUAUUACUCCUUUAGAUACAUUGACAAUAGAAACUCAAGUCAUAUAUGAAGCAAAAAACACCUCUUAACGUCUUCCUGGAAAUACUAUAAUUUGUGUAUAGUGUUUUUGAGCCCACAAAUCAAAAUUCACAACUCUUUGAUAUAAUUCCUCACUCAGGUAAUAUAAUGUAUGCGAUGAAAACAAGUUUGCCUUAGUGUUUUUGGGAGUUUCGGGGCUGAUGUUGCCUUUAUAGACUGUUGCCUUUUGGAACAGUAUGAACAAAUGUGUCAUGAAAGUGUCCAACAUGAAACUGGAACAACUGCGGAAAUGUCCUUUUAUUUCAGAACGUUUUUGUAAAGGCGUGUCGCUUGAACGGGAUUUAAAACGGGCGGUUUCUUGCUGUUUUGGGCCAUAGAGGGUGGGGUAUUUAUUAGUGUGCUAAAAUGUAAAAUUUAACUUUGCUAGUCUGUUAUUCUAUGAUUUUAUAUUUCAGGGUUACAAUAAUUUGACAUUUGGAGCUAGUGGUUCAUGAUAUAUGCUUCCGUACUAAAGGAUUGGCAGUUGUUGUCUGUUAACGUCAACGAUUCUCCUUAUGACUGAUUUCUGUAGUUACUGUGUCCAGUGUUUUGCUAAUCACAUAAAUACAAUGGUCCGUGAUGACAACUGACCCACAAACAUUUGAACCCCGGGAUUCACCUGGCUCAUCUCCGCUCUGAGGCAUUCUGGUCAGCUGCCGGCGGCCACACCAGAGACUGAUCAUGCCCACACAGAAAAGACUGUUUACGACUGUUUUGAAGGAAGGAAACAUGGAACAUAGAACAUGUUUUAUAUCAGAAUUUAAAGAUGCUUUAAUAAAUUAUUGUAUUUAA
Messenger RNA from Periophthalmus magnuspinnatus, 7351 nucleotides. It is a transcript of the gene myo10l3, whose product is annotated as myosin X, like 3. Gene Ontology annotation, molecular function: ATP binding; protein binding; cytoskeletal motor activity. The coding region runs from base 31 to 6264 and encodes 2077 amino acids. Gene Ontology annotation, biological process: signal transduction. Gene Ontology annotation, cellular component: cytoskeleton; myosin complex. NCBI's taxonomy places the organism in Eukaryota, Metazoa, Chordata, Actinopteri, Gobiiformes, Gobiidae. The transcript has 41 exons. The record is from RefSeq and is a predicted model, not a curated record.